Morone saxatilis (striped sea-bass) is the source of this 2489-nucleotide messenger RNA. RefSeq names its product biliverdin reductase A (gene blvra). The transcript has 7 exons. Gene Ontology annotation, molecular function: nucleotide binding; zinc ion binding; biliverdin reductase [NAD(P)H] activity. The record is from RefSeq and is a predicted model, not a curated record. Gene Ontology annotation, biological process: heme catabolic process. The coding region runs from base 165 to 1034 and encodes 289 amino acids. NCBI's taxonomy places the organism in Eukaryota, Metazoa, Chordata, Actinopteri, Moronidae.
AGUGCGCCUUACGUAAUGCCUGAAACACGCCGACGGGAAAGCGUUCAUGCUCACCCUAGCUUUGUGUUAUAUCAUCUCUGUCAAGGUAACUUCUAUGUACGCACAGCGAUAAUACACUUCUUCAUUCACUUCGGCAACGGAAGAGCGGGAUAACAGCAGUCAGUAUGUUUGGAGCGGUGGUGGUCGGCAUUGGCACAGCUGGUUGGGUAAGGAUGAGAGACAUGUUGGCUCCGCUGCCUGGCAGUGCUGCAGAGAAACUCACUGUCAGAGGAUUUAUAUCCAGGAGGAGCCUGGACACUCAACAGGGAGUGAGUCCAGUAUCAGUAGAAGAGGCUGUGAGCAGAGAGGAUAUACAUGUGGCGUUCAUCUGCACUGAGAAUGUGUCACACGAGGACAAUGUCAGAACCUUUCUGCAGGCAGGGAAACACGUCUGCGUCGAGUAUCCCAUGACCAUUAACUACAAGGCUGCUGUGGAGCUCUGGGACAUUGCCCAAGAAAAAGGAGUGAUUCUCCAUGAGGAACACAUUGAGCUGCUGACAGAAGACUACAAAGAACUGAAGAAAGAGGUAGAGGGAAAAAUCCUGCAGGAAGGUACUCUUCAUUUUACUGGUGGAGCUCUGAAGCCUGGAUUUGGUUUCCCAGCAUUCAGUGGCAUCGCUCGCCUCACCUGGUUGGUUGAGUUGUUUGGUGAGCUGUCAGCAACUGCAGCAACCAUGGAGGAGGACUCUGCUAACAACUACAGCAAGAUGACUGCAAAGCUGAUGACUUCUGAAAACAGACCUCUGACGUGGAUUGAGGAACGUGGGCCGGGCCUCCCCAGGGCCAAGAACAUCAACUUUGUCUUUGACUCCGGCACUCUGACCAAAAUCCCCCCUGCACCUACAGGGGCUGUAGGCCUCUUCAUGCAAGACCUGAUCCUCUUCUCUGCUAAGGUGGUGGGCCAAGUGAGUCCAGAGGAGCUCCAGAAGGAGAAAUCAAGGAUCCUGCACUGCUUGAAAUUGGCAGAGAGGAUACAACAACUUUGCCAAAGCUAAAUGGGGACUCUCCAGUUUAUGAUCAUCCUAAAUCUGGAUCUCAUUCUAACAUGACUGUUUAUUUUUCAUCACCAUGCCAUUAAGUGUUUUUUUUGUAUUGCGGGUCAUAUAAACUUGGUAUUAUUUCAUCACAUCAGACAUAAUCACUGAAGCUGAGUCACUGAACUGAAUAACAUUCUAACAUAUUUAGACAUUGGUGCCUGAAAGUAAAUUGUUGUGACUACUGAAAAUUAGAGAUGGGAAUUGAUAAGAUUUUAUUGAUACUAAUACCAUUUCCAAUGCUCAUGAUCAUUCAGAUUCUUGAUUAAGUCUCUUAAUUAAUCCUGAUUAAUUUUCUGUGUGAAAAUGUGAGUAUAGUAUAUUGCUGGUGUGAAAUGCAGCCACGCUUUGGAGUGUUUCUUUAUAUCCACCAUGACUUCUUCUUGUUGCAAGUUUGCAGCCAUGUAGACACAAGUUUGAUGUCAUUGUUUUUGAAUGUGCAACUGUCAGAAAAUUAGAUUAAUUAGAUGUAAGGAACUGAUCAACUCAGAGGCUUAUAAUUCUGAUGGAUUGGACAAUUUGGAACCAGUGCAGGUACCAGAUGUGCCCUGCUUGGCAGAUCUGCUCAGGGUCCUGCGUUAACAGAUGCCAUAACACAUUAUGAUUGGCUUUAUGUCAGCAAGUGUACCGAUACCGUGUGUUCUUGCUGAAGUACCUGCUGCCUAAUUGAACUGAGCGUGUGCAACUCUCAACACAGAUGAGAAGGAAAUUAAAUGGCUCACUUUUUGAGAUGUGUUACGAUGCAUUAUUUUAUUUAUUUUUUCAGUUUUAGCUAAGGUAACAUUAAUAGUGUAACAAAACUGGUGCCACUUUUGCAUCUGAAAAUUGUUUGUUGCUGUACUGUAAUGGUAAAUGGACCUGUACUUGUAUAGUGUCUUUAUAGUCUUACGACCACUUCAAGCGCUUUUAAACUACAUCUUAAGUACAUCUUUCUCUUCUUCACAUCUUUGGAGAGUUGCACAUGCUCAGUACCGAUCGAGCAAGAUGUACACGUAAUCAACUUAGUGUAUCAUCAUAAACAGUUGUUUGAUAAAUAUAAUAUUUUUAAACUUGGCAACACUAGCUGACUUACUGGAAGUCUUUUUUUUUUUCUCUGCUUGUUUUAAAUAUGUGUUUCAGCACAGGGCCUUUGACAGAGUGGGUAACAGCUAGCACUGUUUGGUCUGAUCCAGGAGCGCAAAGCAGUGACAUUCAAUAUACUCCUACCCAAUCAGUGUUCAUUUUGACAGAUAUUUUAGGUUUAGUCCUUACCCGCCCGGCCGGUUCAGCUUACUAGAAAAUAUUACAGGUUUGGGAGGGCAAAGCAGCAUUCAGACCUUCCUCUCCGUAACUUUCUCUUAAAAAGCCCUCACACGGCAGUAUGCUGGGUGCUGUGCAUUCAAACAAGUACAAGUACAAUAAAGAACACGUUUGGAA